Messenger RNA from Cylicostephanus goldi, 582 nucleotides. Lineage: Eukaryota; Metazoa; Nematoda; Chromadorea; Rhabditida; Strongylidae. The record is from the annotation of a GenBank genome assembly.
AUGGGGACAGGUGUACCGUUCCGGCCAGGAACAUUUGAUGGAGCCAUCAGUAUAUCGGCAAUCCAGUGGCUGUGUCAUGCUAACGCUGGCGACCAGAAUCCGAAGCGACGCCUACAUCGAUUUUUUCAAACUCUCUACGGUUGCUUAGGUCGAGGGACGAGAGCAGUGUUCCAAUUCUAUCCGGAAAAUGAGCAACAGUCUGCUUUGAUAAUGUCUCAAGCCACUAAAGCAGGCUUCAAUGGAGGGCUUGUGAUAGACUAUCCAAACAGUGUCAAAGCAAAGAAAGUGUAUCUCGUCCUAAUGACUGGAGGAAUCGCUCAGCUUCCGAAAGCUCUCACGGGUGAAGAAGAGAUGAUGCAGCAUCAUGGCCAGAUUAAAAAUACUGGCAGAGGGUUCACGAUGCCUCACAAAGGUGAGAAAAAACCUCAGAAAGGAACUAAAGAAUGGAUCCAGAAAAAAAGGGAACGAAUGCUUAAACAAGGAAGGUUAAUGACCCCUAUAUCCCAUGACGAGUCAGCGCGCGCAGAGAAUAUUCGCAAUUGCGUCACUACCUGGCGCCACGUGUCUGCGUGCAUGACUUGA